AUGGCUGAGUCCAGUGGCAACAAUGAGGCGAGGGCUGCAAAGGAAGAGCUUCCUCCUCUGACGGACCAUGAGUUCAAGAACUAUAACCGUCUUGCCGAGAGAAUGGAGAUGUUUCACAACAACUUCCGCCGUUCAUGGAACAUCCUCUGGCAAGCCUGCACCACUGGCCGUCGUCCUCAGGGCAUGUCCAUCAAGCAACUCCUCAACAUCGGCACCGAGUUUGCUGAGCAUCUCACCAUACAUCAUUCCAUCGAGGAGACUUACUUCUUUCCCCGACUAGCCCAGCGGAUGCCUGAAUUUAACCCCAAGAAUGGCGACCUGGUGAAGCAGCAUGCCCAGAUCCACGAGGGCCUGGAAGGAUUUGAAAAGUACCUGAAGGAAGUAAAGAGCGGCGAGAGGGACUUUGAUUUGAGCGUUUUGAAGGAGAAGAUGGAGAGCUGGGGAGGCGUGCUGUGGGCGCAUUUGGACGAGGAGGUGAGGUCGUUGGGGGCAGAGAAUAUGAGAAAGUUUUGGACAUUACAGGAGAUCCGGCGGUUCCAAAUGUGA
Molecule: messenger RNA, 546 nt
Organism: Trichoderma aggressivum f. europaeum
Lineage: Eukaryota; Fungi; Ascomycota; Sordariomycetes; Hypocreales; Hypocreaceae
Exons: 2
Coding region: 1-546 (181 amino acids)
Source: RefSeq, a predicted model, not a curated record